Messenger RNA from Brassica oleracea var. oleracea, 1967 nucleotides. Its product is annotated as BTB/POZ domain-containing protein At3g19850. Gene Ontology annotation, molecular function: protein binding. Lineage: Eukaryota; Viridiplantae; Streptophyta; Magnoliopsida; Brassicales; Brassicaceae. The coding region runs from base 134 to 1828 and encodes 564 amino acids. The record is from RefSeq and is a predicted model, not a curated record. The transcript is spliced from 3 exons.
GUUUCCAUGUGAUAACUAUUAUUGCUAUCUCAACAAUCCAAAAAGAGAAACAAAAGAAGAAGAACACGAAAAGCUCACAAGAGUCACUAGUUACAAGCUUCAUUCAACACCAAAUGCAAAAGAAGUUCACACAAUGUCUCUUCUCUGCGAUCUUCAAAUCAAUCUCGAUCAUGAAUUCACUUUCUUCGUCAAUCAGGAUUUGAUGUCAGAGUACUCAGGGUUCUUGAGAAAGCUGAUAAAACAGAGUAACAAGAAGAAGAAGAACCACAAGAACGGUAGAAUCAUCAUCCAACUCCAAGACUUUCCAGGCGGACCAGAAGGGUUCGACUUGGUUUCAAGAUUCUGUUACAGCAAUGGCGGAGGAAUCUCUAUCGAUGUCUCAAACGUCUCCAUCUUGUACUGCUCAUCUCAGUUUCUUGAGAUGACAGAGAUACUCUGUUCCUCUAACCUCUCCCUCCGAACAGAGAAGUUUCUUGAAGGAAUGUUCUACUGGUCAUGGAACGACAUCGUUUCAUGCCUCAAGAGCUGCGAACAAGUGUUCUUGCACGCAGACUCGUACGGUCUUGUGGACAAGCUAGUCUUCGGGGUUUUAGCCAAGAUCGCUCAGAACUCGGACAUGAGUCAAGUCGUUGCCUCGUCCUCAACGUCUUCCUCAGCCUCAGCCUCUUCCAUGUCGCCGGAGACGGCAAAGAAUAGGUCUGAUUCAGACAAAAGAUCCACUUCGAGAUCGUUUUCUUGCAAGACAAGCAAUGAGUGGUGGUUCGACGAUAUGUCAAGUCUCGGGCCAAAGAUCAUCGAGAAGCUGAUAAAGAACCUUGGAGCUUUCGACGAGAACAACGACAGUUUAGUCCUAACAAAAUUUCUCCUCCAUUACCUCAAGACAAAGGUCCACAACAAAUCAAACAACAAGCUCGAGUAUUCAGGUUUGGCUAAUACAGCGGUUCAGGGAGUGAUCUUUGCUUCAAAAACAGCCGCGUUUUCUUGCAGGAAGAUCUUCUGGGUUCUUAGAGUUUUAUCUGGUUUUAGCAUCAGCAAGGAAUCAAGAACCGGUUUAGAGAGGGUUUUAGGAGAAAUGCUGGAUCAAGCGAAGCUCGAUGAUCUUCUGAUACCGACAGGAGGGAAGAGAGACAAAGGGUUUUACGAUGUUGAUUUGGUGGUAAGAUUGCUUAAAGUGUUUGUCAGAAACUGCAGCAGCGCAGAAGAAGAAGAUGAGAGUUUGAGGAUAAGAAGAAUGGGGAAGUUGAUUGACCAGUAUCUGAGAGAGAUAUCACCAGACCAGAAUCUUAAAGUGUCAAAGUUUCUAGAAGUUGCAGAGAGUUUGCCAGAUUCAGCUAGGGAUUGGUUUGAUGGAUUGUUCAGAGCCAUUGAUAUCUAUCUUGAGUCUCAUCCUAAUCUAUCAUCCGAAGAUAGAACAAAACUAUGUCGAUGCCUAAACUACAAGAAACUAACACUGGAGACAUGCAAACAACUUGCAAAGAAUCCCAAGAUCCCUCCAAAUAUUGCAGUUCAAGCACUCAAGUCACAACAGUUAUCGAACGAAGCUCUACCACACUCGAGAGAAGACAAGAUUAAACUAAACAAAACCAGGAAUUCGCGCAAAUAUGUCGAAGAGAAACCAAUACUGUUGCGUCUAAAAGGAUUUGAGAUGCCAGAUAAACUAGCUGAUGGGUUUGAAGAUGAUAUAAGGGUGAAUUUAGAGAGGAGGCAUUGGAAUAAAGUGAUGGAUCAUUCUGAAAAAGUUUGUAAGGAAACGAAGAGUGAAGUAGUGUCAAGAUUGGUAAGACAUGGGCAUACCCAUACAAGUUCCAAUUUUCCAAGGCUAUGUUAAUGAACUACUUCACCAUAUAUUUUUUGUUUCUCUAUAUGUAGAUUGAGAUGAUCAUAUAAUCAUCACACACAUCACACAUGUACGUCUCAUGUAUAUUACAAGCAUUUUCAUGCAAAAAGAUUGUAGUUUUGAGAAUGCA